Symbiodinium natans is the source of this 1749-nucleotide messenger RNA. The record is from the annotation of a GenBank genome assembly. NCBI's taxonomy places the organism in Eukaryota, Dinophyceae, Suessiales, Symbiodiniaceae.
AUGGCCAAGAAGCUCGCGACGGCGAAGCGACCGAAGCUGGGGUCGGUUGUUAAGGUGACCAAAGGCCGAAAGGCCUUUCACCUCCAGCUGCCCCCUCGUUUCUCCCUGGGUGCGACGGUCUGCUCUUAUGGCUUCGCCAUGUUGGCCCCCAACCGCUGGCAGCCACCCCAGGCCAAGGGCUCUGGUGCCCACCGCAAGGGUGUCUUCCUCAGACCGCUUCAGCUGGCGCGCGGGGGCGCCGCGCGAGCCGCCCUUCGGCAGAUCUCAGCGCGGGUCCUGGAGGUGUCCAUGUCGAAGAAGCUGUCCUCUGCAGACGUGGGGGUGCUUCAACAACAGGUGGUGCGGAUGCUGCGCCUGGGCCAUGCCGACAAAGCCGCGGCCGACGCCUUCACCCGAAGCAGCCCUGACUUGGCCAAAGCGCCGGUUGGAAGGCUCUUCCGCUCUCCCACCGUCUUCGAAGACCUGGUGAAGACCUUCACCCUGUGCAAUUGCGGUUGGACUAGGACGAUUGCGAUGAACGAGAAGCUUUGCCAGCAUUUUGGUGGCCCCGCGCGCGGGUUUCCAUCCCCUGCCGAUCUGGUCAAAGUGCCGGCAGCGAGGCUCAAGAAACUUUGUGCAGUCGGCUACCGCGCCGAGCGCAUCAUCAAGCUCGCCCGCUUCGCCCAAGCUGGCGGCCUGGACGGACUCUCCCAUGAUCGCCUCGAUGAGCAGGAGGCGGGACAGCGCUGCAAGGCAAUCUACGGCCUAGGGCCCUUUGGCGUGGCCAACGCCCUGCAGCUGCUCGGUUUCUACAAGGAUAUCCCGGCAGACAGCGAGACCUGUCGGCACCUGCGGCAAGCGCGCGGCCUGCGAUCCUGCACCCUGCAGAAUGUCUCGCUCAUCGCCUCCCGGGUGUACCGGCCGUACGCGCCCCACCAGUUUCUGAGAUACUGGACGGAGCUCUGGCGCACCUAUGAGCAGCGCAUGGGGUCAGAGGCGUGGGCGGCCGAGCCCUCCAAGUACCGUCUUCUGACUGCCGCGCACAUGCACGUGCCUCGGCAGAAGUACAAGACGCUCAAGAAGACCAAGAAGGAGUUACAUCGCCUCUAUCCGGACUUCGUGGCGUGCUCGCCGCGGGGUCUGCUGCCUGCCUUGGACAACGGCGGAGAGCACGUCUACGAUUCGAUCGUGUUGCUGGAGUACGUGCACGAAACCUUCAGCGGACCGCCUCUGCUGCCCACGUCGCCUUUCGCGCGCGCCAAGGUACGCUUGUGGAGCAAGCACGUAGACCUGCACAUCGUGCCAAACUACGAGAGGCUCCUGGCGGCCCACGACGCGGAGGCGCGGGCAAUGGCCCGGGAGGACCUCCUGCAGUCGCUGGCACUUUUCGAGGCCGCAAUGGCGCCUUUGGCUAAAGGCCCCUUCUUCCUGGGAGAUGACUUCUCCAUGGCAGAUGUCGUACUGGCUCCCUGGUGGCAGCGAAUGUGCUCCGUCCUUCGAGCGUAUCGCAAGUUCGACCCUUCCGCGUUUUCCAGGCUUCAAGUUUGGUUCGAAGCCGUGGAGGGGCGACCCUGCUUUGCGCGGACUGCCCUGGAUCCCGAGAAGCUGAUCGAGGAGUUUUCCUUCUGCGCCGACCCGGAUGUGGAAGAAGGGGUGCGCUUCCGCCGAGGAGGGCCAAAGUUCGGCAGGAGCCGCGGCCUGAUUGAAUCAGGUUCGAGAGGGCAACGCCACUCCCUAGGGACUAUGUCCCAGACCUCGAGUCAGCUGUAG